Molecule: messenger RNA, 1272 nt
Organism: Drepanopeziza brunnea f. sp. 'multigermtubi' MB_m1
Lineage: Eukaryota; Fungi; Ascomycota; Leotiomycetes; Helotiales; Drepanopezizaceae
Source: RefSeq, a predicted model, not a curated record
AUGGUCGAAUGCCAGAUCUGCACCCUUGCAACUCCUGCAACUCCUGCAACUCCUGCAGACUUGCUUUGCCUAGAUAAGUACCAAGCCAUAUCGCAUCCAACCUAUUACCUGUUACCUGUCCCAUGGCAAGAGGGGCGAGGGCAUGUGUGCUUUACGCGGCGUGAAAGGCGCAAAGACGAGACCAAGGCCAAUGCCAAGGGCAAGGAGGUCGGCGGUUGGAGGAAGAACCUUCGCGCUUUGAGCACGGCGCAGAGCCUUCAUAAGAAACCCCGCUACUGCACGUUCUUGCUUUCUUCUUUACCUCCGACCCCAUCCCCGACCAACCUUUCUCUUCCCAACACAACAACAACAUUUGAAGAUCCUUUUUCUUGCAAUCCAUCGGCUCCUUCCUACUUCAACUCUACUCAAUUUCUCCCUCUCUUUCGACGACGGCAAUCAAACAACAUCGUCGUCCAAUCGACCAACAUCAUAAUAACAACCGACAACACCCUCAAUGGCCUUGCGUGGCACACAGAUGAGAAUGCGCUCCGUCAGAAGUUCGAGGAGUUCGGUGCCGUCGAGGAGGCCGUCGUCGUCAAGGACCGUGAUACUGGUCGCUCCCGAGGCUUCGGAUUCGUUCGCUAUGGAUCCGAAGCUGAUGCCGAGGCUGCUAUUACUGCCAUGAACAACAUCGAGUUCGAUGGCCGCACCAUCCGAGUCGAUAAGGCCAGCGAGCGUGGCUCAGGCGGCGGUGGUGGUGGCGGUGGAUUUGGAGGUGGCCGUGGAGGCGGUGGCGGCUACGGACGUGGCGGUGGUGGAUACGGUGGUGGCGGUGGCGGUUACGGUGAUCGUCAACAAGGUGGUGGUGGAUAUGGCGGCCAGGGUGGAUACGGAGGUGGUCAGGGUGGAUACGGUGGCGGUGAUAAAGGAUAUGGCGGCGGUGGCAACCAAUCUGGAUACGGAGGUGGCGACCAGGGUGGACAAGGUGGCGGCCGAUGGACAGGUAAUAAGUGUGCCCGGGUAUGGCAUUCUCUCAGACCUUUGCUUGCGUCGUCGGAACGAUAUGAGAACAAGAAAAGUCAGCUGGUGCAGCGAAAGUUAAUUGUGUGGUGCGGCUUGAGCAACAUCUUUGGAUGGAACUCUUUUGGUCAGCCUGUGCGGUCUAUGGAUGCGGAAUCUGGCGAGCUUAACGCUCUGCUUGGCGUUUGGGGGGAUCUUACUACCUUGCUUGUCACACACAAUUUCACGCACUGGUAUCGUCGACCGAUCAUUUUGAUCAAGGUCAUUUUCUGA